AUGAUUCCCUUGCCCAACUUGCACCAAUUGGAAGCACAGCCGGGGGGCUGCAGUUUUCAUCGUCACUACACCAACUCUCCCGUUUGCUGUACUUCGUGCUCGACACUGUUGAGUGGCCAUCAUGCCCACAAGAUCGCACACAUUCAGCGCCAACAACGCACCGACAAGACCACGGGAAAGAAAUGGAUUCGAGAAUUGGCCGUCAAUGGGGCUUGGAACAACUCUGAAGGCCCCCCUGUCAACUUUCAGCACCGGAUCGAUCAAAUCUUGGAACGCAGUCUCAAUUAUACAGUCAAGCUUUCGGGCAAACGGGAUUGGACCACAGGAGGACAUACCGACAAUGUCAAGAUGAGUGGAUGGGCGGACGAGCUCCUCUUUGUCUGUGGAGACAACGGGACGGUACGAGGGCCCAAUAUAUCGCCGCAUUGGGAUGAUUGGAAAGCACUCAAUGAGACUGUCGAUUGGAUGAAGAACUACCAAAAAGGUCAGGAGAAUGGGACCAUUGACAAGGACAAACCAUUCUUUGUCUAUCAAGGUAUGAAUAUUGUGCACCAACCCUAUCUGACCAAUGAACACUGGUACAACAAGAUUGAUCCCAACAAAAUCAAUGUCCCAGAAUGGAUUCCUCUGGAGAAGUUACAUCCAUGUGAUUUGCAGUCGUCCAUGAUGAAGGGCUGUAUUCCCCCCAUGGAAAUGCCAUGA
Seminavis robusta is the source of this 702-nucleotide messenger RNA. NCBI's taxonomy places the organism in Eukaryota, Bacillariophyta, Bacillariophyceae, Naviculales, Naviculaceae. The record is from the annotation of a GenBank genome assembly.